Messenger RNA from Colletotrichum costaricense, 987 nucleotides. RefSeq lists its product as uncharacterized. The record is from RefSeq and is a predicted model, not a curated record. The transcript has a single exon. NCBI's taxonomy places the organism in Eukaryota, Fungi, Ascomycota, Sordariomycetes, Glomerellales, Glomerellaceae. The coding region runs from base 1 to 987 and encodes 328 amino acids.
AUGCUGUUCGUCGCCAUUUCAACGUACUCCGUCGAAGGUAUGAAGCGGAGAGUCUGCCCAGAACUCAAGUGGCUUGUCUUGCUCCCUAGCUCGACACACUUCGACAUUUUUUAUUCUAUUGGCGGAGGGUUCAAACUCUUGGAAUACUUCCUCGCCCAUCCGACUCUUGAGGCAGUUGUUUCCUCGUACGAUUUUGGCCAUUGGGGUCUUUCCGGCCCUCUCAGUAGUGGAACAUCUCUUUCCAUGACGCAACUCAUCCUUCGGCCCACGGGCAUGAAUGCCAUUACUCUCAGCAGGGCCCUGAGUCGAUUCCCGAAGCUCACGCAUCUCUUUGUCGAAUUCGAUUCUCUGAGUUCCAAUGGCGGCUUGGUAAUAAGGGACCAGUUGGGUCACACGAUCACGGAAUGUUGUCCCUGCGUCGAGCAUUUGAGCCUAAGGUUUCCUAAGCAGGUGAUAAACAAGUUCUUUGGCCAGAACCCUACUCUAGAGAUUCACUCUCUGAUAAGCAGCACGUGGAACCUGUCCGGCCUGGAAGUAUUCCGCAGCAGAAUUGCGAUGUACUACUCGCUCCUUGAGGGACUGGAUGAACGCGCUGCGUUGCUCAGAGACUGGGUGCCCCGGCAAGCGAGGUUGCUUCUCUUAGAUACCACAGACACCGGAGAGGACAUGACAGGCGCACCUUACUUUGAAGGUGUGAAAUCUCUUGUCCUCUCUCUCUGCCGGGCACGUCAUGUGGGACAGCUUCGCUUCGGAACCGUGGCCGUCAGUGUCCACGUUGGAGGUAACAUUGACUGGCAUGAAGUCGUUCAAGAGGCCAGGAAGUAUGGAGCCGGAACUGACUUCCGACUAAUGGUUGUCUUCUUUCCUGCGAUGCGUCAGGCUUUCUGGGCGUCCAAUUGGAAAGAAAUUUGGAGAGAAGAGAUUGAUAUUCCUGCUCGACUGUCAAACCAAGGCCAGCAAGAGCGUGCAAUCGUUGAUUCGGGAUGA